AGAUCCUAUAAUUAAAAUGGCUCCACAACGCAGCAACAAUAGCAACGAGGACUUCGUUACUGCAGAAGAAAUGGAGCUCCUGAAGCAAGCUCUAAGUGCAUCAAAGAAGUAUAUGGCUCCGACCGCGGAGGAGCAAGAAAAAACCGACGCUAGAUCGGUUUAUGUCGGAAAUGUUGACUGGAAAUCGACAGUUUCAGAAAUUGAGGAGCAUUUUGCAGUUUGUGGAAAAGUUGCUCGAGUGACUAUCCCAAAAGAUAAAUUCACUGGGUAUCAGAAAAACUUUGCCUUUGUGGAGUUUCAAAAGUUGGAGAGCGUUCAAUUGGCUCUAGUGUUGUCUGGAACAAUGUUCCGUAACCGAAAAAUCAUGGUGACCCUCAAAAGGACAAAUAAACCAGGAAUGGGAAGAACUGCUACUGCACAAAAACCAGCUCAUUUUGCAAAGAGCUCACAUGGCAAACCCGGCUCACAUCAAGGAGUCACUGUAGUCAAGUACGUGUAUGUGAAUGCUCCGAUCAAUGGCUCGCGUUCAAAGAGAUUCGCUCCCUAUUAAUAAUUUUAGGAACAAUUUCUUGCUUUAAAUUUUGAUUUUCCUGUGCCUUUUCUCCUGUAUUUUCAUUUUCAAAAACUCCGUGAUUCCUUGAAAACGAUUCUUGCGGUAUCUUUUUGUAACUUUUUUCUGUAAUUCGAAACGUGUAAUAUAUUAUAAUAAAUCUUUUUCAAAU
Messenger RNA from Caenorhabditis elegans, 722 nucleotides. RefSeq names its product RRM domain-containing protein (gene sgnh-1). Bases 17 to 550 code for a protein of 177 amino acids. Gene Ontology annotation, molecular function: nucleic acid binding; RNA binding. The record is from RefSeq and is marked reviewed. The transcript has 2 exons. Lineage: Eukaryota; Metazoa; Nematoda; Chromadorea; Rhabditida; Rhabditidae.